AUGUUUUGGCUGUAGUGUGAGUAAUUAUGUAAAAAGUCCCACAUUAAUUUUAAAUGAAAAUUUAACCCAUAUUUAGGCCAAUAAAUACAGGUCCCAUUACUAUUUGUAAUUCAUUUGAAAAUUUGUAUUCAUUUUAUUUUAUAAAGGGUGGUUGUUUACUCAAUCUUCCUAACUCUAAUCUUGCCCGGAACCAUAUUAUUAUUGAGCCUAAUCUCACCUUUAAAAAGAUAAAGAAGAAGAGAAGAAAAAACCCAAAACAAAUCAUCAUGGAUGUAACCAAUGUUUUCCAUAUGACUGGAGGAAAUGGCCAAACUAGCUACACAAAUAAUUCUUCUCUUCAGAAGAAGGGCUCAGAUAUGGUGAAACAUAUAACCCUUGAAGUAGUGAAAGAAGUUUAUCUUACAACAACUCCAAAAGUAUUGGGAAUAGCUGAUCUGGGCUGUUCUUCUGGGCCAAACACCUUAUCUAUUAUCAAAGACAUAGUCAAAACUGUCCAAACGACAAGUCGUAUGAUGAAUAUGGUUUCACCACCAGAUUUUCAUAUUUACCUAAAUGACCUUCCAACAAACGACUUCAAUUCCAUCUUUAAAUCAUUACCAGAUUUCUCAAAAGAAUUAACACAGCAUAAUAAUAAUAAUAAUAGUACUCCUUCUAUCUUCAUAGGGGCUUAUCCUGGCUCCUUCUAUGGAAGACUCUUCCCCAAUAACUGCCUUCAUUUUGUAUAUUCUUCCUACAGUUUGCACUGGCUCUCUAAGGUUCCUCUAGGUUUAUAUGAUGAGAAGGGAAUGUCUACAAACAAAGGAAGCAUUUACAUCUGUGAAAGUAGCCCAAAAGGGAUUUCAGAAGCCUAUUUGAAGCAAUUUAAGAAGGAUUUGUCAUUGUUCCUUGGAUCAAGAUCUGAAGAAGUGAUCCAAGGUGGAAGAAUGGUGCUAAUAUUUUUAGGAAGAGAAGAACAUGAUCAUCAUCUUGAUAGAGGCAACUCUUUCUUUUGGCAACUCUUAUCUCGCUCUUUUUCCGUUUUAGUAUCCAAGGGUGUAGUUGAGGAAGAGAAGGUUGAUUCUUAUGAUGUGCAUUUUUAUGCACCAUCAAAAGAUGAAAUUGAAGAAGAAGUGAGAAGAGAGGGUUCUUUCGAGUUGACACUAUUAGACAUGUUCGAAAUAGAGAAGAAUAGUAAUAUUAAUUAUAAUGAGAUGAGCCAAGGAAGAACCAUUGCAAUGACAGUAAGGGCUAUACAAGAAUCAAUGAUUACUCAGCAUUUUGGAGAAGACAUUUUGGAUACUUUGUUUGAAAUUUAUGCAAACAUGAUAGAUCAAGAAAUUGCUAAACAAGAUAUUAGGCCUAUCACUUUUCUUGCUGUUCUUAACAAAUUGUGAACCGUAAUUUUUUUUUUGUAUGUUUUAGAUUUUGCUGUAUUUUGAAAAGGUUUCCUUGCAAUUAAUGUAGUGAAAAAGAAUCAAGGUUCAUUGUUUCAAAAAAAUUGUGAAAGUGCUUUAUUUUAUUUUUU
Molecule: messenger RNA, 1504 nt
Organism: Cannabis sativa
Lineage: Eukaryota; Viridiplantae; Streptophyta; Magnoliopsida; Rosales; Cannabaceae
Product: probable methyltransferase TCM_000336
Exons: 5
Coding region: 267-1373 (368 amino acids)
Biological process (GO): methylation
Molecular function (GO): S-adenosylmethionine-dependent methyltransferase activity
Source: RefSeq, a predicted model, not a curated record